AUAAUGGAAUUAAUCCCUAAAUUGCAGAGUUGAUGUAUUUUCAAUUUACUUUAUCCAUACUAAGUAUUAGUAUGCUACAAACUAAAACAAGAUAACAACACAAUUCAUUCAAUUCCAAAUCCUGAAAAGAGAUUGAAAAAAAUCUGAGAGAUUUAUGAAAUUGAUCUGAACCCAUCCAAUUCAGUACCCCUUUUAGGAAGCUGGUCUUACUUAACCAUAAUUUUUGACAAAGUUUCACACUUUCCUUAGAUACUAGGGUUUAGUGCCGUUGCGUAAAUACCAGGCUCUGAUGUUGCUGCUAUUUAGCAAAAGAAACGCUUAAUUAUACAGGUAAACGCGAACUCGCUCAACUUCAAAUUUCAAUGGGUCGUUCUCGCGGGAAUUUUCACUCUGCUGAUGAGGAUCCCACCCAGAGAUCAAGAAGAAAAAAGAAUGCCUCUGCUGGAGAAAAUUUAGAAUCUUCAACAUCAGGUCAAGGAACUAGUGAAGGGAAAAAGGCUUCAUACCACUGCAAUUAUUGCAACAAAGACAUCACAGGAAAUAUCCGUAUCAAGUGUGCUAUGUGUCCUGAUUUUGACCUGUGUAUAGAGUGCUUUUCUGUUGGAGCUGAGGUUACACCCCAUAAAAGCAACCAUUCUUACAGGGUCAUGGACAAUUUAUCUUAUCCCCUUUUCUGUCUUGACUGGAAUGCAGAUGAUGAAAUAUUGCUUCUAGAGGGAAUUGAAAUGUAUGGCCUCGGAAACUGGGCAGAAGUUGCUGAGCAUGUAGGGACAAAGAGUAAGGAAAAGUGCAUUGACCACUAUACUAAUGUUUAUAUGAAGUCCCCAUUCUUCCCUCUUCCGGAUAUGUCUCAUGUUGUUGGAAAAAAUAGAAAAGAGCUUCUUGCAAUGGCUAAAGGGCAUGCUGAGAAAGGAUCUUCUAUGCUUGGGGAGCUUCCAGUGAAAGAAGAAUCUCCUUUUUCACCUUCAAGAGUCAAAGUUGAAGGCAGUAGUUCCGGCCGAUUACUAUCUGCCUUAAAUGCAGAUGUAGAGUCUGGAGUACGUUCUAGCAGUAGCAGUACAGCAUCAGCAGCUGUUAAGAAGGCAUCAAACAUGGCCCAGGUUAAAGAUGGCAAUGUUAAAAUGGAAGAUCCUCAAAUUGACAGAAAUUUUGGGGGAAAGAAGCCAAAUUCUUUGGGAAACGAUGGUCCAUCUUUAGUUGAGUUGAGUGGUUAUAACCCCAAAAGGCAGGAGUUUGAUCCAGAGUAUGACAAUGAUGCUGAGCAGUUACUGGCUGAUAUGGAAUUUAAAGACACUGAUACUGAGGAAGAGCAUGAGCUUAAGCUGCGAGUGUUGCGUAUCUAUUCAAAGAGACUGGAUGAGAGGAAGCGUAGAAAGGAUUUCAUACUGGAAAGAAAUUUGUUAUAUCCUAAUCCUUUUGAAAAGGACCUAUCACCUGAGGAGAGGGCACUUUGCCGACGAUAUGAUGUCUUCAUGCGCUUUCAUUCGAAGGAAGAACACAAGGAAUUGCUUCAGACUAUUAUUGCUGAGCACCGGACCUUAAAAAGAAUUGAAGAACUUAAGGAAGCCCAAGCAGCCGGUUGUCGUACAUCAGCUGAGGCAGAUAGAUAUCUUGAACACAAAAGGAAAAGGGAAGCUGAAGAGAGUUGUCACAGAGCAAAAGAUGGUGCCCAGGGUGGUCCAAGUGGCCAGAGAGCCCCAAACUCGCUCAUGGCUUCAGAGUCUGUAGGCAAGGACUCAAAUUCAAGACCAACAGCACAAGCUUCUUCAAGCUAUGCUAAUGAUUUGGACAUAAUGGGUUUCGCUGAAACCCAGUUACUAUCUGAAACUGAGAAGCGGCUGUGCAGUGAGAUUCGGUUACCGCCACCUAUUUAUCUGAGGAUGCUACAGAUUAUGUCGGAAGAGAUCUUCAAUGGCAAUGUUACUAAGAAAGCUGAUGCUCAAGGCUUGUUCAAGAUCGAAGCAAGCAAGACCGAUAGAGUAUAUGAUAUGCUGGUGAAGAAGGGGAUUGCUCCGCCGUAACAUCACAUUACAUCCAUGUUUAGCGGCUACUGCUACUACUAAGUUUAUUACUGCCUUUGUAAUCGUUACCAUCAUUUUUAUUUUUUAGAGCCACAGAAAUGAAACAAAAUAGUAAUAGAGCUUAUAGUACUUUUAAAUAUG
This is a messenger RNA of Durio zibethinus, 2162 nucleotides long. RefSeq names its product transcriptional adapter ADA2b-like. Gene Ontology annotation, cellular component: nucleus. Gene Ontology annotation, biological process: regulation of transcription by RNA polymerase II; chromatin remodeling. Gene Ontology annotation, molecular function: transcription coactivator activity; protein binding; chromatin binding. The record is from RefSeq and is a predicted model, not a curated record. NCBI's taxonomy places the organism in Eukaryota, Viridiplantae, Streptophyta, Magnoliopsida, Malvales, Malvaceae.